Messenger RNA from Saccostrea cuccullata (small rock oyster), 658 nucleotides. RefSeq lists its product as uncharacterized. The transcript has 4 exons. NCBI's taxonomy places the organism in Eukaryota, Metazoa, Mollusca, Bivalvia, Ostreida, Ostreidae. The record is from RefSeq and is a predicted model, not a curated record. The coding region runs from base 1 to 627 and encodes 208 amino acids.
AUGACAAACAUUGUUCAAGCUCAAAAGUCCAUUAAACAAUAUUGUUCUCCUUUGAACAUGUGCGCAGGUAGUCGCGAAAGAAACAAUAUUUUUCAAAUGACUGUAUCAGAAACUAUAGAAGAUGCUAUUCCACGCCUUCUACAAAAAUUUCAACUUUUUUUACGGAACCUAGGAGACUUUUUAGAUACUCUUAAAGAAAGAGGCUUGAGGGGUGAUAAGCAUUUGCUUGAAGCCAUUGGUUCAUCGGAAGGUUUAGAUGGAUUUCCUGUUUUCAGUUUACAAAACGUGUUCGAGGAUAUUGACGAACACCUUCUACGAGACUACCAAGUUCUCCUUAACAUAUGGCCUUUUGUGGAACAUAUGAAAAACCUGGAGGACACUUCAGAUAGGAUAUCUUAUAGUGCUGUUAUAAAUGAUAUUUACAGUUAUUUACAAGAUCUCAUUUGCGAAUUCUACACAGUUAUAGUAAAUCGGGACCGUGAUAUUCCACCAUUGCAAAACCCCGCCACAGUUCCGCCAACUUAUAAUACGUUGACAGCUGCCAGUCGACAUUUAUAUCACUUCUUAUUAUCCAGAGAUAUGCAAAAAAUUGUGACUGUCCUCAGAAACGGAUAUGCAGAUAAUUGAAUUUCAAUUUCAUAAAACUGUUGCCUCAAUC